CCCCCCCCCCCCCCGGAAUAUCGGUCAAAACGUGACAUAUCUGGUUCAAGGCAUAUGAUUGGUUAGUGCAGCAAUUCAGGGGAGCCAAUCUCUUGCUGAAUGGCAUCUUGAUCGCUUCGACCCCUGUCGCGGCAGCAUGUAUCACGGGCCUAAUUCCAGAUCUCCCCAAGUUUCCUUGAAAUCUAAGAUUCAUUCGUCGAAUUCCCCUGUCUCUCGAAUGGAAGUAGCAAAUAGGACGAUUCACCCAUGUCGGCAAGGAGUUUGGGCCCUAAAGACGGGAUGCAUCAUAGAUGGAAGGCGCCCGCCCAGCCUUGCCCUUUCUUACUUGAAAGCGAACCACCCUUGCGCUUCUCACACUCCUCCUCGCAGCCCCCUUCUCUACUCUACGCCUCCAUAUUCUCAUCACAACAACCGUCUCGGAAGCAUUUGCGAACAUCAAAGCACAUCCCUCAUUGGAACUCAAGAUAUCAAGCAAUAUGCCCCCCUUCGCCCCCUUUCUCUCACUCCUCAUCGCCUUCAUUGGCACCACAUCGGCUGAUAUCUUCAUGGCCAACGCCUCUCUCCCCGACAGUUGGGUUGACGGGCAGCCCAUCAACGCAGCUGGUCAAGCCUUCUGGGUCGGCGGCUCCCCAUCAACCUACUGUCCCUCCAUCGUCGGUGCGAAUUGCCCGGAUGCUACAGCUCAGACUAUCAUCAUUGCCGGCUUCAGUGCCCUGGAUGUCGAGGUCCCCGGCGGUCAGCAAAUCUACGUUAAUGUCAAUGGUGCCUUGGGAUUCACUCAAGCUCACUCCGCUGUGGUCCCAACUGGCGCUUACAUUGGCGGCUUCUUCAACCUGACUUACAUGUCCGACUGCUCUACUCCUCGCACUGUCAUCAAUUGGAAGUCUCCUGAUGGAUCGAGUGAAGGUAUCUUGGCUUGCCCGACCAAGCCUUCCGGUCCGAAUGUCACGGUUUCGUAUCAACUCUACGCUAAGACACCAGCUUUCAACCUGACGAACUGUGAUGGCGGUGUCCCUGUGGAUGGUCUCACGGCAACAUACUUGUCAUCCCCAGCUCCAUAUGGCGCCUGGCAAUACGUCUGAAUCGAUAGGGCGAUGAUGAACCAGGCAACGAGAAUUAUGGGUGAAAUUUUGGAGCAUUAUGAGAUGCAUAUGUCUCUGCUUUAUAUGGAGUAGUUAUCACAUGUCUUUCGCCGCCAUGGAGCUGAAGUUCAUUGCGUGAUAUUGUCAGACUAAUGGGCUCAGAGAUAGGAUGGAUGUCUCCCAUCGAUUGAUUCAGAACUUGGUAUGGCGGUAAUACCCGCAAUUGCAGAACGAGAUAUACAUAGAUGAAAAUCACAAGUAAUUUU
Molecule: messenger RNA, 1348 nt
Organism: Hyaloscypha bicolor E
Lineage: Eukaryota; Fungi; Ascomycota; Leotiomycetes; Helotiales; Hyaloscyphaceae
Exons: 3
Coding region: 477-1082 (201 amino acids)
Source: RefSeq, a predicted model, not a curated record